AAACAGGACACAACUUGCAUAAGAGAUGAGAACAAUGUCUGAUGAGACUGAGCAGAGAAUGUGCGACGAGGACUUUGGUUCGGACGAGGAGGGCGAGGAGGGAGACGUGGAAUCUUACCUGGAGGACAACAGCAGCGAGCUCAUGGACCGACUGAGAGAGCUGGAGGCUGAGAAUUCUGCUCUGAUGUUGGCAAAUGAGAGUCAGAGAGAGGCUUAUGAGAGAUGCUUGGAUGAGGUGGCCAAUCACGUGGUCCAGGCUCUGCUGAAUCAGAAGGAUCUGAGAGAGGAGUGCAUCAAACUGAAGAUGCUGGUGUUCGACCUGGAGAGACAGAACCGAGCGCUGUGUGAGCUUUUUCAGCAGAAACUGCCCAAUCACCCCACUGCUCACUACCAGGUCCAGGCGGGACCCCUCCCAGAGUACAAUGCACAGGUGCAAAAUGACUCUGCCAAACAGGUGGAGCCUGCACAGACUGAAGCACAAGCCAAGGGAAAUGGCUACCGCACACAGCAUGCCUCCCCAGGCCCUCGUGGCCCAGCCGCCUCCAUGGAGGCUCUGUCUCCCUUCUUCAAGAAGAAAGCACACAUCCUGGAAGUCUUGCGCAAGAUGGAGGAGACAGACCCUCUCAAGUUCCACCCAUCCACUGCAAGCUUGUCUUUCUGCGACUAUGGCCAGGUGCUCAUGUCCACAGAGGCUGUUCUGGCCACUGCGGACCCACUUCCACUACAGUGCAAAUCCCAUCACACCCACUGCCACUGCUCCUGCUCUGACACCGACACACACCAGCACGUCAACAGUGACGGGGCAGUGAAGUGUGAGGGAGGGAAUAUCUGCUGUUUACACUGCAAGAGGAGCCCAGACGGUCCUCCAAAGCCAUGCAACCACAUCUGUAAUCCUUCAGAAGCCAACUCCACCACCCAGGGCCAUGUAGUUCCCACAGCUGCUACGAGCGAAUGUCACAGUAAGAGCAGACCAGUGGAGUCUGCUCCCCCGUCCAAACAAUGCAACAAGAAUGAAGCCCACCAGCAAUCAGCAGACACCACGGCCCAAAUCAGAGCCUGA
Messenger RNA from Monopterus albus (swamp eel), 1060 nucleotides. Its product is annotated as nck-associated protein 5-like. NCBI's taxonomy places the organism in Eukaryota, Metazoa, Chordata, Actinopteri, Synbranchiformes, Synbranchidae. The record is from RefSeq and is a predicted model, not a curated record. Gene Ontology annotation, cellular component: microtubule plus-end. The coding region runs from base 26 to 1060 and encodes 344 amino acids. Gene Ontology annotation, biological process: microtubule depolymerization; microtubule bundle formation. The transcript has 7 exons.